This is a messenger RNA of Halichondria panicea, 17236 nucleotides long. RefSeq lists its product as uncharacterized. Gene Ontology annotation, cellular component: membrane. Gene Ontology annotation, biological process: cell communication. The transcript has 83 exons. Bases 94 to 17010 code for a protein of 5638 amino acids. The record is from RefSeq and is a predicted model, not a curated record. Lineage: Eukaryota; Metazoa; Porifera; Demospongiae; Suberitida; Halichondriidae.
UCUCUGCUUGCAAUUCUGUAUACACGUUGUGCAAGCUACUAUAGCUAGUCUAUAGUUGUUGAGUUGGUAUCGCCUUCACAGCUGCAUGGUGCCAUGUCUGCAAUUCUACUGAGAGCUUUUGCUCUGUGCCUGCUUGUACAGGCAGUCAAGUCUCAAAUACUGAGUAUCGACGCUCAGCCAUUAGACCAAACAGUCGAUGUGAGUGGAACUGCUACAUUCUCUGUAGCAGCUACAGGUGCAACAGGUUUUGAAUGGUUUUUCGCUAGUAAUUCCCUUUCCGAUGGUGGGGGCAUCACUGGAGCCACUACUAAUAUGUUGACACUUGCAAAUGUGGUACAAGCAGAUGCAGGCAAUUAUUUUGUAAGUGUAUCAGACUCGGAUGGUGACUCGAUUGACUCUAAUCCUGCCACUCUAACCGUUGAGUGUGUAUCUAUUGCAACAGCACCCGUGUCUGUUGGAGCCGAUCCUGGAGGUACUGCAAUGUUUACGGUUAUGUUGAAUAGCCCUGAUGGUGUGACCUUCCAAUGGCUUAAGGACACUGCUGCACUGACUAAUACUGGCCAGUAUUCUGGAGUGGAUACUGACACGCUGACCAUUAGUAAUGUAGAUGGUUCUUUUGAUGGAGAGUACAGUGUUGAACUGAGUCGUUCCACACCAGAAAGUUGUACCGUUGAAUCUCCCACAGCAACGCUUACUGUCUGCGUAUCUAUCACAACAGCACCCAUAUCUAUGAUACUUCUUCCUGGAGAUACUGCAAUGUUCACAAUUGUGCUGGAUACUGAUAAUGGUGUAACGUACCAAUGGCGUUCGAAUAUGGGUGUCACUUCACUAUCUGAUAUUGGCCCGUAUUCUGGUGUGAACACUCCAACUUUGAUCAUUACUGAUGUGGACAAUUCCCUUGAAGGAGAUUACAGCGUUCAAACAAGUCGUCUUAUACUUAGCCCUUUUUUUUUUUGCUCAACUGAGACUCUUGCAGUAUUUCUUAUUGUCCUGGACCCUCCCACUAUCACUGUGCAACCUAUGAGCAUGACAGUGGCUAGGGGAUCUGAUGUAAUUUUCAGCGUCAUAGCAACUUCAGAGGAUAAUGUACUCACGUAUCAGUGGCUUAGAAACGGGGAAGACAUAGUCUCUGGUAGAGACUCAACUUUUCAAUUAAUGGACGUAAAUGAUGUAGAUGAAGGAGUCUGGUCGGUGGAAGUAACCAACUCUAUGAUGCUCUUGACCACAUCUAGCGGUGCAAUUCUAACAGUCAUUGAGCCACCUAUCAUCGACACUGAUCCUGUCAAUGAUAUAGUCCCAAUUGGACAAACAGCUACCUUCUCUGUCAGUGCUUCUGGAGAGGGGACUCUUACUUACCAGUGGCUGUCUGAUGGAGCACCCCUCAGUGAUGUACCUGGAAAGAUUUCUGGCAGUGAUACCAACUCCUUGGCGAUUAUUAAUGUCCAACCUGAUGACACUACUCAGAGCUAUUCUGUGGUUGUAUCAAACGGCUUGAGUGUCACAUCUGUCACAGUCACUCUGGAAAUAUUGGUCCCACCAACCAUCAUGGCACAUCCAACUGAUCAAUUGAACAUUGUUGUCGGAGGCCCUGCCACUUUUACUGUUAUUGCAUCUGGAGCUGUCGUUUAUGAAUGGCGAAAAGAUGGUGUUGCUAUUAACAACAGUGUUCGAAUCACAGGAGCUGACACGGCUAUGCUUAGUAUCAGUAGCAUUGCCACGGGUGAUGAAGGGAACUAUAACGUGUUCAUAAUGAACGAUGCUGGUGACGCAACCUCCACUGUUGCAAUGCUCUCAAUACUUGCACCUCCGACAAUAACUAAUGACCCAGAUGACUUGAUAGUCGCUAGUGGCAACGAUGCAGUGUUCAUGGUGAUGACAACAGGAGAACUCCUCUCGUUUGAAUGGUUUAAAGAUAAUGAUACUAGUGCCCUUUCUAACACUGGUAAUAUUGGAGGGGCAACAACAAACACUCUGACAUUGUCACCUGUUGAUGUCAGUGAUGCUGGAAUGUACCGUGUUGAAGUGUCCAACAUUGCCGACUUAGUCACUUCCAGUGCAGCUAGUCUAACUGUUGUUACCAUGCCGAUGAUAUCUAGCCAUCCAAUGGACUUGGUGAAUGUCAGUGCCGGUAUUGAUGUGAGCUUCUCUGUCACUGCUACUGGAGGAGAGCUGGUUUAUCAAUGGAUGAAAGAUGGAGUGGAUAUUUUUAAUACCCCAUUUAGAUACACCGGCACGGACAGUAACUCUCUGACAGUGCUAAGUGUGAACGAUCCUGAUGAUGAGGGUGCUUACUCAGUAACCGUGGGUAAUGUUGCAGGGACUGUCCCCUCAAAUGAGGCUACGCUCUCUAUAGGUGACUGUGCUCCACUGACUGAUCCUUCUGGAGGUACCAUAUCAUAUUCUACUGGUACCCUUAGCAACGAUAACUAUGCGACUGGAACGGUAGCAGUCUACAGCUGCACUCUGGGAGAGCUGUUCAAUGGAGACGCCACAAGACAUUGUCUAGCUGGGGGUGCUUGGACUGGAAGCGAACCAAGUUGCUCAGUUGGCUGUCCUCAACUUAGCUUGCCAAUCGAUGUUGCAAUAACCUAUUCUACUGAUGCUAACACCAAUGCAAACUAUGUCAUUGGAACGUCAGCUUCAUUCGUCUGUACCGUUACUGGUGAUGGUUUAAACGGUGUCUCCAAUGUUAUGUGUGAGUUAGAUAUGGGGGGACCUGCAGUGGACUGGAGUGACGAGUCACCGACAUGUAACGCCAUAACCUGCCCUGCUCUGACAGACCCAAGUGACGGCAGUAUUGACUAUACAGCUGACAGAGAUGAAGAAGGCACCUAUGCAUUUGAUGUAAUGGCCACUUACAGCUGUAACAUUGGGUUUGUUCUGGUUGGUUGUAAAUCAAGGACUUGUACUGGAGAUGGGACAAGUGACGUUGGUGCUUUCGAUGGAGUAGCUCCAACUUGUAACCCUAUCCAGUGCCCAGCUUUACCUGGCAUCGACAAUGCAAUCAUCAGCUACAAUUCUGUUGGCACUGAUUCGUUUUUGUUUAACACUGCGGCCACUCACAUUUGUGACAAUGGCUACUUCCUGAGCGAUGGGAGUAAUAUGAGGGUGUGUGGGGGAGUCGACUCUAGUACUGCUGGUAUGUGGAGUGGUACUGCUCCCACGUGUACCGCCAUAACCUGCCCUGCUCUUGCUACAAUUGCCAAUGGUGGACUAGUGGAUUACGGUACCGACGUACUGAGUGAGAUGGGCAUGCUUCCCUUUAAUACUACAGGGAACUAUACGUGCAUCACUGAGUAUGCUCCUAGGGAUGGUGUCACGGUGACAAGGACAUGCCAUGAAGACUUGAAUAGUGAUUCUGGAGGCUCGUUUGAUGGAGUUGAAGCAGUUUGUGUGUCCAUUAUGUGCCCUGAUCUGCCGAACCCAGCUAAUGGAAGAGUUACCUUCUCAGCAGACGGUCUAGCUCCGUUCAUGUUGGCUACCGUGGCGACCUACAGCUGCGAGCCAGGCUAUGCACUGAGUAGUACAGAUACAAGAACUUGUGUGGAUGAAUCUGGUGAAACAAAUCCUGUCGGUACAUGGGAUGGUGAUGCCCCUACUUGCUCCGCCAUCCAGUGCUCGGAUUUACCUGACAUCAGCAAUGGUGACAUCAGCUAUGACACUGCUGCUGUUGGCCCGUUUUCGUUUAACACCCUAGCCACUCACACUUGUGACAAUGGCUACUUCUUGAGUAAUGGAAGUGAUGUGAGGGUGUGUGGGGGAAACGACUCUAGUACUACUGGAAUGUGGAAUGGCUUUACUCCCACAUGUACAGCCAUAACCUGUCCUGCUCUUGCAUCAAUUGCCAAUGGUGGAGAUGUGGAUUACGGCACCGACUCACCUGAUGUGAAUGAUAUGCUUCACUUUGGUACCACGGGGAACUAUACGUGCAUCACUGAGUAUGCCCCUAGGGACGGUGUUACAGUGACAAGGACAUGCCGCGUAGACAUGAAUAGUGAUUCUGGAGGCUUGUUUGAUGGAGUUGAAGCAGUUUGUGUGUCCAUUAUGUGUCCUGAUCUGCCGGAUCCAAAUAACGGAAGAGUUACCUUCUCAGCAGACGGUCUAGCUCCGUUCGUGCUGGCUACCGUGGCGACCUACAGCUGCGACCCAGGCUAUGGACUGAGUAGCACAGUCACAAGAACUUGUGUGGAUGAAUCUGGUGAAACAGAUCCUGUCGGUACAUGGGAUGGUGAUGCCCCUACUUGCUCCGCUAUCCAGUGCUCGGAUUUACCUGACAUCAGCAACGGUGACAUCAGCUAUGACACUGCUGCUGUUGGCCCGUUUUCGUUUAACACCCUAGCCACUCACACUUGUGACAAUGGCUACUUCUUGAGUAAUGGAAGUGAUGUGAGGGUGUGUGGGGGAAAUGACUCUAGUACUGCUGGAAUGUGGAAUGGCUUUGGUCCCACAUGUACAGCCAUAACCUGCCCUGCUCUUGCAUCAAUUGCCAAUGGUGGACUUGUGGAUUACGGCACCGAAUCACCUGAUGCGAAUGACAUGCUUCCCUUUGGCGCCACGGGAAACUAUACGUGCAUCACUGAGUAUGCCCCUAGGGACGGUGUCACAGUGACAAGGACAUGCCGUGUAGACUUGAAUAGUGAUUCUGGAGGCUCGUUUGAUGGAUUUGAAGCAGUUUGUGUGUCCAUCAUGUGCCCUGAUCUGCCGGACCCAGCUAACGGAAGAGUUACCUUCUCAGCAGACGGUCUAGCUCCGUUCGUGUUGGCUACCGUGGCGACCUACAGCUGUGAGCCAGGCUAUGGACUGAGUAGUACAGAUACAAGAACUUGUGUAGAUGAAUCUGGUGAAACAGAUCCUGUCGGUACAUGGGAUGGUGAUGCCCCUACUUGCUCCGCUAUCCAGUGCUCGGAUUUGCCUGACAUCAGCAAUGGUGACAUCAGCUAUGACACUGCUGCUGUUGGCCCGUUUUCGUUUAACACCCUAGCCACUCACACUUGUGACAAUGGCUACUUCUUGAGUAAUGGAAGUGAUGUGAGGGUGUGUGAGGGAAAUGACUCUAGUACUGCUGGAAUGUGGAAUGGCUUUGCUCCCACAUGUACAGCCAUAACCUGCCCUGCUCUUGCAUCAAUUGCCAAUGGUGAACUUGUGGAUUACGGCACCGAAUCACCUGAUGUGAAUGACAUGCUUCCCUUCGGUGCCAUGGGAAACUAUACGUGCAUCACUGAGUAUGCCCCUAGGGACGGUGUCACAGUGACAAGAACAUGCCGUGUAGACUUGAAUAGUAAUUCUGGAGGCUCGUUUGAUGGAGUUGAAGCAGUUUGUGUGUCCAUCAUGUGUCCUGAUCUGCCGGACCCAGCUAACGGAAGAGUUACCUUCUUAGCAGACGGUCUAGCUCCGUUCGUGUUGGCUACCGUGGCGACCUACAGCUGUGAGCCAGGCUAUGGACUGAGUAGUACAGAUACAAGAACUUGUGUGGAUGAAUCUGGUGAAACAGAUCCUGUCGGUACAUGGGAUGGUGAUGCCCCUACUUGCUUCGCUAUCCAGUGCUCGGAUUUGCCUGACAUCAGCAAUAGUGACAUCAGCUAUGACACUGCUGCUGUUGGCCCGUUUUCGUUUAACACCCUAGCCACUCACACUUGUGACACUGGCUACUUCUUGAGUAAUGGGAGUGAUGUGAGGGUGUGUGAGGGAAAUGACUCUAGUACUACUGGAAUGUGGAAUGGCUUUACUCCCACAUGUACAGCCAUAACCUGCCCUGCUCUUGCAUCAAUUACCAAUGGUGGAGAUGUGGAUUACGGCACCGACUCACCUGAUGUGAAUGACAUGCUUCCUUUCGGUGCCAUGGGAAACUAUACGUGCAUCACUGAGUAUGCCCCUAGGGACAGUGUCAAUGUGACAAGGACAUGCAGUGUAGACUUGAAUAGUGAUUCUGGAGGCUCGUUUGAUGGAUUUGAAGCAGUUUGUGUGUCCAUCAUGUGCCCUGAUCUGCCGGACCCAGCUAACGGAAGAGUUACCUUCUCAGCAGACGGUCUAGCUCCUUUCGUGUUGGCUACCGUGGCGACCUACAGCUGUGAGCCAGGCUAUGGACUGAGUAGUACAGAUACAAGAACUUGUGUGGAUGAAUCUGGUGAAACAGAUCCUGUCGGUACAUGGGAUGGUGAUGCCUCUACUUGCUCUGCUAUCCUGUGCUCGGAUUUACCUGACAUCAGCAAUGGUGACAUCAGCUAUGACACUGCUGCUGCUGGCCCGUUUUCAUUUAACACCCUAGCCACUCACACUUGUGACAAUGGCUACUUCUUGAGUAAUGGAAGUGAUGUGAGGGUGUGUGGGGGAAAUGACUCUAGUACUGCUGGAAUGUGGAAUGGCGUUGCUCCCACAUGUACAGCCAUAACCUGCCCUGCUCUUGCAUCAAUUACCAAUGGUGGAGAUGUGGAUUACGGCACCGACUCACCUGAUGUGAAUGACAUGCUUCACUUUGGUACCACGGGGAACUAUACGUGCAUCACUGAGUAUGCCCCUAGGGACGGUGUUACAGUGACAAGGACAUGCCGCGUAGACAUGAAUAGUGAUUCUGGAGGCUUGUUUGAUGGAGUUGAAGCAGUUUGUGUGUCCAUCAUGUGCCCUGAUCUGCCGGACCCAGCUAACGGAAGAGUUACCUUCUCAGCAGACAGUCUAGCUCCGUUCGUGUUGGCUACCGUGGCGACCUACAGCUGUGAGCCAGGCUAUGGACUGAGUAGCACAGUCACAAGAACUUGUGUGGAUGAAUCUGGUGAAACAGAUCCUGUCGGUACAUGGGAUGGUGAUGCCCCUACUUGCUCUGCUAUCCAGUGCUCGGAUUUACCUGACAUCAGCAAUGGUGACACCAGCUAUGACACUGCUGCUGUUGGCCCGUUUUCGUUUAACACCCUAGCCACUCACACUUGUGACACUGGCUACUUCUUGAGUAAUGGGAGUGAUGUGAGGGUGUGUGAGGGAAAUGACUCUAGUACUACUGGAAUGUGGAAUGGCUUUACUCCCACAUGUACAGCCAUAACCUGCCCUGCUCUUGCAUCAAUUACCAAUGGUGGAGAUGUGGAUUACGGCACCGACUCACCUGAUGUGAAUGACAUGCUUCCUUUCAGUGCCAUGGGAAACUAUACGUGCAUCACUGAGUAUGCCCCUAGGGACGGUGUCAAUGUGACAAGGACAUGCCGUGUAGACUUGAAUAGUGAUUCUGGAGGCUCGUUUGAUGGAUUUGAAGCAGUUUGUGUGUCCAUCAUGUGCCCUGAUCUGCCGGACCCAGCUAACGGAAGAGUUACCUUCUCAGCAGACGGUCUAGCUCCUUUCGUGUUGGCUACCGUGGCGACCUACAGCUGUGAGCCAGGCUAUGGACUGAGUAGUACAGAUACAAGAACUUGUGUGGAUGAAUCUGGUGAAACAGAUCCUGUCGGUACAUGGGAUGGUGAUGCCCCUACUUGCUCCGCUAUCCUGUGCUCGGAUUUACCUGACAUCAGCAAUGGUGACAUCAGCUAUGACACUGCUGCUGUUGGCCCGUUUUCAUUUAACACCCUAGCCACUCACACUUGUGACAAUGGCUACUUCUUGAGUAAUGGAAGUGAUGUGAGGGUGUGUGGGGGAAAUGACUCUAGUACUGCUGGAAUGUGGAAUGGCGUUGCUCCCACAUGUACAGCCAUAACCUGCCCUGCUCUUGCAUCAAUUACCAAUGGUGGAGAUGUGGAUUACGGCACCGACUCACCUGAUGUGAAUGACAUGCUUCACUUUGGUACCACGGGGAACUAUACGUGCAUCACUGAGUAUGCCCCUAGGGACGGUGUUACAGUGACAAGGACAUGCCGCGUAGACAUGAAUAGUGAUUCUGGAGGCUUGUUUGAUGGAGUUAAAGCAGUUUGUGUGUCCAUCAUGUGCCCUGAUCUGCCGGACCCAGCUAACGGAAGAGUUACCUUCUCAGCAGACAGUCUAGCUCCGUUCGUGUUGGCUACCGUGGCGACCUACAGCUGUGAGCCAGGCUAUGGACUGAGUAGCACAGUCACAAGAACUUGUGUGGAUGAAUCUGGUGAAACAGAUCCUGUCGGUACAUGGGAUGGUGAUGCCCCUACUUGCUCUGCUAUCCAGUGCUCGGAUUUACCUGACAUCAGCAAUGGUGACACCAGCUAUGACACUGCUGCUGUUGGCCCGUUUUCGUUUAACACCCUAGCCACUCACACUUGUGACACUGGCUACUUCUUGAGUAAUGGGAGUGAUGUGAGGGUGUGUGAGGGAAAUGACUCUAGUACUACUGGAAUGUGGAAUGGCUUUACUCCCACAUGUACAGCCAUAACCUGCCCUGCUCUUGCAUCAAUUACCAAUGGUGGAGAUGUGGAUUACGGCACCGACUCACCUGAUGUGAAUGACAUGCUUCCUUUCGGUGCCAUGGGAAACUAUACGUGCAUCACUGAGUAUGCCCCUAGGGACGGUGUCAAUGUGACAAGGACAUGCCGUGUAGACUUGAAUAGUGAUUCUGGAGGCUCGUUUGAUGGAUUUGAAGCAGUUUGUGUGUUCAUCAUGUGCCAUGAUCUGCCGGACCCAGCUAACGGAAGAGUUACCUUCUCAGCAGACGGUCUAGCUCUGUUUGUGUUGGCUACCGUGGCGACCUACAGCUGCGAGCCAGGCUAUGGACUGAGUAGUACAGAUACAAGAACUUGUGUGGAUGAAUCUGGUGAAACAGAUCCUGUCGGUACAUGGGAUGGUGAUGCCCCUACUUGCUCCGCUAUCCUGUGCUCGGAUUUACCUGACAUCAUCAACGGUGACAUCAGCUAUGACCCUGCUGGCGAUGACCCAUUUCCGUUUAACACCCUAGCCACUCACACUUGUGACAAUGGCUACUUCUUGAGUAAUGGAAGUGAUGUGAGGGUGUGUGGGGGAAACGACUCUAGUACUACUGGAAUGUGGAAUGGCUUUACUCCCACAUGUACAGCCAUAACCUGCCCUGCUCUUGCAUCAAUUGCCAAUGGUGGACUUGUGGAUUACGGCACCGACUCACCUGAUGUGAAUGACAUGCUUCUCUUUGGUACCACGGGGAACUAUACGUGCAUCACUGAGUAUGCCCCUAGGGACGGUGUCAAUGUGACAAGGACAUGCCGUGUAGACUUGAAUAGUGAUACUGGAGGCUCGUUUGAUGGAGUUGAAGCAGUUUGUGUGUCCAUCAUGUGUCCUGAUCUGCUGGAUCCAGCUAACGGAAGAGUUAACUUCUCAGCAGAUGGUCUAGCCCCGUUCGUGUUGGCUACCAUGGCAACCUACAGCUGUGAGCCAGGCUAUGGACUGAAUAGUACAGACACAAGAACUUGUGUGGAUGAAUCUGGUGAAACAGAUCCUGUCGGUACAUGGGAUGGUGAUGCCCCUACUUGCUCUGUUAUCCAGUGCCCGGAUUUAGUAGCCAUCGACAACGGAGACAUCAGCUACAAUCCUAGGACUGGAGUGUUGGCAUUUAACACUGAGGCCACUUACACUUGUGAUAUUUUUUACACUCUAACCAAUGGUAGUGAUGUGAGGGUGUGUGGGGGAGACGACUCUAAUACCACCGGAGCCUGGAGCGGUACUGCUCCAGGAUGUUCAGCCAAUCUCCCAUUAAUCACGAGUGAGCCCAGUGACCUCCUUCUAGUUGUUGAAGGGACUGUUCAGUUUUCUGUAACUGCUGAAGGUGUUGGUUUGACUUACAAAUGGAUGAAUGGAGAUGGAGAUCUUUCUGAUAUGGUUGAUAAGAUAUCGGGUUCUACCUUGGCAACCUUGAUGAUUAUGAAUGUUAGCUUGUCUGAUGUCAAUGGCUAUUCAGUCCGAGUUAGUAACAGUGCUGGUGACGUUGAUUCAUUCACAGCAAAUCUAAUCACAACCUCUAGUUACCAAGUUACUCUUAGCAACAGCUCAGUACUGGAAACUAUAGAAAGCAGCCAGGCUAGCAUUCUGUAUCAAGCAACUCUGUCAAGAAUCAAUGGAACACCAAUUCAGCAAUUACCUGCCGUGGUCUCAGUUACACUGGUUGCCGAGGGGACACCCUCGAACAUAAUUUCUGAGGAAGGUGUUGAUUUCAGCAUUGGACCUCUCACGGUCACAUUUGGUCCGUGUGACCCUUGCACCCCAGACCACCUGCAGAGGGAGGCACAGCUGUGUGUGAAGGAUGACGACGAUUUGGAGUUUCAGCAUUUGUUCACUCUUAGUGUUGAUUUAGCAUCAACAAACCCCUCAGGGAUAACCGCAGGAGACCCCCUGCAGAUCACCAUUACUGAUGAUGAGCAAUCGACUGUUGGUGUAACAUUCGACCAAGCUAACUACACUAUUGCUGAGAACAGUAGCCUCACUGUGACUGGAAGACUCACUGGACUAACAGGAGAGCUGCAAAGCAACUUCUCUCUUACACUCGAUGUUGUUGAUACAUUUAUAGAUGCCAGUGAUGUCACAAUUAACCCUUCUGAUUUGAUCAUCAAUUUCGUUGCUUUUGAAGACACAACGUUUUCUCUGACUAUUGAUGCUAACAAUGAUGACAACUUUGAAGGGUUCCACUCAUUUGUGAUAUCUCUACCGACUGACUCUGACUACAUUGCUCCUUUAGCGAGUGACACUGCCAGUACCACCGUCACCAUCAGUGACUUUGAUGAUGCUACCGUAACUGUGUCCACUGCCGUUGUCACUGGAGAUGAAGGUACCAACGUCACUGUUUGUGCUUCUGUGAUGGAUGCAUCGCCAGGCACCAUCGAUGCAGACAUUGAGCUCAGCUUUGAGCUAGUCCCUAACACUGCAGAUACCAGUGAUUAUGCUUCUGUGGGAAAUUUUUUCGUCAAUAUUGCUGGUGGUCGAGCAAAUAUCGGUUCUGAGGAUUGUGUAACUAUUAGUCUGCUGGAAGAUGACAUCCUUGAAAGUGAUCAACAAUUCUCAGCUAUUUUGUCUUCUCCCAAUGCUCGAGUUGAUGUCAGUGAAACCGUUAUUGUUAUCACCAACACAAAUAUUCCUAUGCUCAACUUCUUAUCAAACGAUCUCACGGUGGUGGAGGGAGUAGACAAAUUUGUUUUUUAUCCGCUGAGAAUCACGGACGUACCUGCUGGAGGACUGGAGGGGUUAAUCGAGUAUAAACUCAUUGUGAGUCCAAGUGGAGCAACUUUAAAUGUUGACUAUCGUGCGGACAAUCCAUCAAUAGUCUCAUUUGGUAGCCCUGGAGAGAUCACCUCACAGGCUGAACUGGAGGGAACUCUUUCUACACCAGCUCAGAUUGAGAUUCUGGAUAACAUAAUACUCGAUACGGAUGAUGAGGAUGUGAUAGUGUUCUUGCUAGCGACUGAUAACUCCAGAUCAAUGGACAUCAUCAUUGUGGACAAUGAAAGGGCUGUGGUUAGUUUUGAUGCUGUGAGCUACGCUAGUACCGAGGGCUUAUCUGUCAGUCUGGUUCUGAACCUGACGGGUAUUCCAGAAGGAGGUUUCCAGGACAACAGGCUCACUGUUACCUUGACAACUAUCGAUCAGGGGAAGACUAGGGCUAGUGACUACAACGUCCCUGUUCCGUUCCGAGUGACAUUCCCCUCGCUGACCCCGCCCUUUGCCGUGUCCGACCCACUAGUCAUCACAGCAGAGAUGGACAAUCUUUUUGAAGACACUGAAACGUUGCAAGUGAUGAUCUCUGACAUUAGCUCCCUAUACGUGAUGUGUACUGAGUGCACUGCAGACCUCACUUUCCAACAGGCUGCAGCUGACAUACCCAGUUGGAGCUUUGAAAGUCCUACCAUCAGCGAAACUGAAGGUAGCUCAGAAUUUCUGUGUGCCAUUCUGUCUGGUAUCCCUAGCAAUGGACUCGAGUGUGAUAUUGUGCUGCAGCUAACGGCAAUGCCUGGGGCUAUGAAUCAAGCUGUUGAAGGAGUAGACUUCGACCCUAACGACCUUGAAUUUGAAAUUGUGUUCGAAACCUCGAUAACCGGGUCUAUUGCAACUCGCUGUGCUUUGAUAAAUUUCACUGAUGAUGAUAUUUUAGAGAGUUCAGAGUUUUUCACUGUCACAGUCUCUUCGGUAACUCCUUCUAUCGUCAUUGGAGACACGUCGCAGAGUGUUGAAGUUCAGAUCAACGACACUGAUGCUGACACGUGUGAGCUGAGCUUCGUAUCGCUAAGUUACAGUGUGAGUGAGGACGUUGGCUCUGUUGAUGUGUGUGUCCGAACUACUGGUCUGCCCUCAGGGGGUCUGGCUGCUGACUUGGCAGUCAACUUUAAAUUUAUGGACAGCACCAAGACAAGUAUCAAUGAUAACUAUGAUCCUUUGGGUACAUCUGUGGUGUUUGAGGCUGGACUCACGGGUGAUGGUUGCAUUCAGUGUCUCAGUAUUGCUAUAGUGAAUGACACUGUUUACGAGGGAGAUGAUCAGUGGUUCAGUGUGAUGGGGGGUAAUGUGAGCCUUGGCUGUGUCUUCUCAGUGGACAAUACCGCUACCGUCUACAUUACAGAGAAUCUGGAAGAUGUUCCAUCAGUGAGCCUCGACUCUGAUCAACUGGUUGUGAUGGAGUCUGAUAAAGUAGCGAGUGUGUGUGCCACCAUCUCUAAUGUGCCUGGGGGUGGACUGGAUUGUCCAAUCAUUCUCUCUCUGUCUGCAGCACCUGGGAACAACAAACCAGCGAUCAAUGGAAUGGACUACUCUCCUCUGGGGGACUUUCAGAUUGAAUUUGGAUCUAGUUCAUUGUCCGGGGAUUCAGAGUGUGUGAAUGUGACUAUCAGCAAUGACGACUUUGUAGAGGACAGGGAAGAGUUUGUUGUCACAUUAACCAGUGUGACGCCGCAGGUGGAGCUAUCUGAAAUCAAUUCAGUUACUGUCACCAUCGUGGAUAAUGACUCUGCAAUGGUAUCCUUCUCUCCCGGCAGUGUAACAGUGACUGAGUCUGACUUUGUCAACAGCAGUGUGUGUGUGGUGCUGACUUCUCUACCAGCUGGAGGUGCACUAGAGUGUGACAUUGACAUCACCUUGACUCCCCUUCAAGACACGGCAGUAUUGAACGAGGACUUUGAAUAUUUCGAGACUGUAUUGACGAUUCCUGCUGGGACUGCCCUAAACCAGCCUGUAUGUGUCUAUGGACUCCAGUUUGGAAUAGUGGACGAUCAGAUUGUGGAGGACUCUCAAUUUUUCAGUGUUGUGUCCUCGAGUGUGUCCCCUGCCAACACCUUGACUGUUUCUGAUUCCUUCACUGUUACUAUUCAGGAUAACGAUCAUGUUGGGGUGGGCCUGGAGAGGUCAGAGUACAGUCUGGAUGAGGGGACCUCUCAGUCAGUGUGUGUUGUCUUUUCUAGACAGCUGCAACGGCCGCUCUCAUUGAGUAGUGACUUUGAGGACCUCAGAGGGUUGCUCAGAGGUGAACCGAGGUUAGGAGUUCCUGGUCCGUCCUAUCUGAUUGGAGUCGGUGCAAAUUCCUCCAACACAGUGGAGCCAGGGAGUGUGUGUAUGUCUGUAGACAACGUGGAUGACUCAGUGAAGGAAGGCAACAGACUCUCUCUGCUCAGACUGAACAGCUCUGAGACAGCCGUGAUGAUUGGGGGGCAGCAGGCGCUGUUCAUUGAGACUGCUAAUGAUGUUAUCGUGGCCUCUCUGAUAUCUCUCAUUGAAAUGGUGGAUGAAAGUGAUGGAGCAGUGGAAGUGUGUGUACAGCUGAACCACAGGCCCAUGGACACCAUCGUCACGACAACACUCACAACACAACCUUUUACAGCAACAGAAGGAGAAGACUUUGUGUCACUGAAUGUCACCCUGGUGUGGCACUACAACUCUCCCAGCCUCACUCAGUGUGUGAGUGUGGCCAUCAUCAAUGACGAGUGUGUGGAGGAGAAAGAAGAAGUGUUCACCGUCUCUCUGUCCACAGAGGAGGAGUGUGUUGACAUCGGACAAGACAACCAAACUACUGUCACUAUACUGGACAAUGAUUGGCUGCUUGUGGAUUUCAGAGAUCCAUUUGUGGAAGUGGAGGAAUCUGCCGGCAAUGUCACAUUGUGUGUGUACAUCUGUGAUGGAGUGCUCAAAAGAAAUGCAAGUAUCACAUUAGCUACAGAGGAUGCUAUGGCAACUUCUUCAGCUCCUGCAGACUUCAGUGGCUCCUCCUACAAACUAACAUUCACGCCUGAUAAUGCUGAUCAGGACUUGUGUGUGACCAUCGAUAUCGUCGAUGAUAUCGUCUACGAACAGACUGAACAGUUUAUAGCUGUUCUUACAACCAACGACUCGUGUGUAGAGUUCAAGCAAGAGUCCACACCAAUCUCAAUACUAGAUGAUGACUGUGUAACUCUUGAUCUGCAACCUGAAUCGGUUGUUGUAGCAGAAUCAGCGGGAGUGGUUGAGGUGUGUGUCUCUUUGUCUGGAGAGCUGGAGACCAGUGUCAAUGCCAUGGUCUUCACCGUGCCUGGAGAUGCAACAUCUGAAGAUGACUUCUCAUUUGACUCUGUGACUGGUGGUACUGGGAGUAGUCCAGUGACGUUCACCGAGGCUGGGGAGCAGUGUGUUAACAUCUCCAUAGCAAUGGACAACUUGCUGGAAAACUCAGAACAUUUCUCUGUAGUGAUGGGCUCUCGAGAUGACAGAGUGAAAUUGGACAACCGCAUCUCACGAAUCUACAUCAUUGAUAGCGAAAUGGUGAGGUUUGGGUUCUCUCAGAGUGUGUACCCAGUGCCUGAGGAGGACGCUAGUGGAGAGGGUUACAUCUUGGAGGUGUGUGUGGAGCUCUUCUCUGGAGAGCUGGACAGAGAGGUUGUUAUCAGAGUGGAGGGUCAGGAUGGAUCAGCUAUCGGAGGAGAGGACUAUAUUCAAUUGAUGGAAGUCUUGUCAGGGUUGGAGUUUGUUUUUGAACCUUUACUACCACAAACUGCUACUGCACCAAAACCGAUACCUUCAGCAAGGAGGAAAAGACAACUACCUCAAUCAGAGCGGUGUGUGAAUGUGAGCAUUCUGGUCGAUUAUGUGGUGGAGACUGACGAGUACUUUAGUCUGGUACUGAGCAGUGUAGACCCUGGAGUUACUCUCAUGCCAGCCAGCGCUACAGUGGUCAUCUCAGACAAUGACUAUGCAAAUGUGAGUCUGGCCCUAGAUGCUUACAACGUGGCCGAGAGUGACGGCAGUGUGUCUGUGUGUGCUGUUCUGCUCGGAGGGGAGCUAGCCCGGGAAGUGGCCGUCAAUAUUACCACCACUGACACCGCUGGAACAGCUACUGCUGACUCUGACUACACCUCAGUGAUGGACUACACUCUGAGCUUUGCCCCUGGCUCUCCAGUGAACUCUCCGUCAUGUAUCAAUAUUGCAAUCCUUGCGGACAGUGCAGUGGAGGACAUUGAAUGUUUUUAUGUGGAGCUGUCCACCAGUGACCCUGUUAACAUCCUGUCACCUGACAAUGCUCCCGUGUCCAUCUUAGACAAUGACGUGCUUGAAGUCGGGCUCGUUAGUUCCAGUUUCACUGUGAAUGAAACUGAUGGCUAUCUGACAGUUGGAGUUGAGAUUCAGGAGGGUAGUUUGGAGUUGGAACAGAGUGUGUUGAUAUCAACACAAGCUGGAAAUGCUACUCCAGGCCUCGACUAUGAGGAGAUUUUGAGUAUGAUGUUGAUUCUCCCGAGUGGACUGGGAGUUGGAGACGUGGUCUACUUCAAUGUGAACAUCCUCAAUGAUGAGGCAGUGGAAGAGAUGUUUGAGAACUUCACUGUCCACUUGAAUGACACGGCUCGUGUGUCCGUCAUUGGAACUCGCUAUGCUGUUGUUUAUAUUGAGGAGGAUGAAACUGAUGUGGUCAUGGUGACGUUUGGCCUGGCUGAAGUGUUUGUGAAUGAGGGUGACAAUGGAAGUGUGUGUGUCAAUGUCACUGGUCAACUGGAACGACAGGUGGUUAUCAGUGUGUCCAUCUCUGGAGGCUCUGGAGGCUCUGCAAGCACGGCUUUAGAUCAUAAUUUCCCAGCUUCUACUUUGUUCAACUUCAACUCCUCUCCUGACACUUACUGCAUCUCCUUCAAUGCCACUCAAGACGCCAUUUAUGAAAAUGAUGAAACCUUCUCUGUUGGUCUUGACUCCUCUGACCUUCAAGUCAAUACUAGUGCUGUCAGCACAGUCAGCAUUCUUGACGAUGAUGAAGUUGAACUCCAGUUGGUUGUGACCAAUGUGUGUGAGAGUGUUGCUUCUGCCAUGGUAUGUGUGCAGCUGAGGACGGACACUGAGAGAGAAGUCAUGACCACUGUGCAAACAUCUGAUCUCAGUGCUCAGAGUGGAUUGGACUACAUCGCUUCUACACUGACCUUCAGUUUCAACCCAACUCCUGCUGACACAAGGCAGUGUGGAUCUGUGCCUAUAGUUGGUGACACCAUUGUUGAGCCUUGUGAAGCUUUCUACCUUAACCUCACCUCCUCUGCUGAGAGAAGCCGUAUUGUCAACGAUGACCUGCCUAACACUGUGAUCAUCUAUGACGAUGAAGAUGUCGAUGAAUUCCUUCUCUUCAACAACUCUCCAAAGAUUGUUGGUACAAGCCUCACUGUGGACUACAACAUAUCCGGGUGUGCUCAAGUUUUGUGUCAAGUCAGAGCGAGAAUUGACAAAAUUGAUUGUUCUCCCCCUACUGGUAGCUUCACUGGACAAUGGUACCAAGAGACAGUCACUAACAGAAAGACUAUCAAUAGCCUCGCUCUAACUGUUGUGCCAUAUUGCCCCAGUCAAAUUGUUCCAAUAUUUGAAGACAGACGUUUUCGUAUAGAUAACACACAGUGUAGUGUUGUAUUCACUGACCAGCAGUAUGAGGUUGACCCUAAAUCUGGUGACGUGUCUGUGGAGUGGGCCGGAACUGGACCAACUGCUGACUUUCGUGUCAGUGAAUUCAUGUGUCGUCUGCCCGACGGAACAUCUACAAAUUGCACCAGUCCGUUUGUGCUCACUGGUCUAGCUCCAGGUGACCACAUCUUCUCAGUAACACCUCAGCAAAUCAGUAACUCUAGCCUGCUUCAAUGUGGUAGUAAUAAUAGAGGAUUGAUUGGUCAAUUCAUUGUCAUCCGACUCUAAAGAACAAUUUCGUAACUGUGUUAAUGUAUAUGCAAAUCUAUCAGAAGACUGAAUAUUAUUUUUAUAUCAAUAAUUCGAAUUGUUUUAUUCCUAUCUUUAUUUUUAAUCCAUGUUAAUUUAUUUCGCACAAAAAUCAAGCAAAUUUAAAUCAUACAUGACUGUGCUAAUUUUAUCACAACAAAUAAAUAGACAAUGUCACGCAGAGAUCUAUAAUUAUAUCAACUGA